Molecule: messenger RNA, 1486 nt
Organism: Chroicocephalus ridibundus (black-headed gull)
Lineage: Eukaryota; Metazoa; Chordata; Aves; Charadriiformes; Laridae
Gene: ATG101
Product: autophagy related 101
Exons: 3
Coding region: 236-946 (236 amino acids)
Biological process (GO): autophagosome assembly; autophagy
Cellular component (GO): phagophore assembly site
Source: RefSeq, a predicted model, not a curated record
AGCGGGCGGCUGCGCGGGGGGGGCGAGAGCUGCAGACCGGGGACGGUGAUUCCCCCCCUCGCGGCCGCACCGCCGUCUGGGAUGGCAUCGGUGGGCGCAGAGUUCACGGAGAGAGGCGUAGAUUGAGGAAAAAAGGCUGAUGCUGUCAGAGGCGCCGUCCUUUCGGCAGAUGGUGUGUCCCGACCCCCCCCCUACGUAGGUGGGCUGCCCCCACUUCCCUCCUCCCCGCGGUCAGAUGGUCGGGCUCGGGCGGACCCGCUGUUGUGCCCCCCCUGCGCUCACUCCCGCCAUGAACUGCCGUGCGGAGGUGCUGGAGGUGUCGGUGGAGGGUCGGCAGGUGGAGGAGGCCAUGCUGGCGGUGCUCCACACCGUCCUGCUGCACCGCAGCACCGGCAAGUUCCACUACAAGAAGGAGGGCACCUACUCCAUCGGCACCGUGGGCACCCAGGACGUGGACUGCGACUUCAUCGACUUCGCCUACGUCCGCGUCUCCUCCGAGGAGCUGGAUCGGGCCCUCCGCAAGGCUGUUGGGGAGUUCAAGGACGCGCUGCGCAACUCGGGCAGCGAUGGGAUGGGGCAGAUCUCCCUGGAGUUCUACCAGAAGAAGAAGUCGCGCUGGCCCUUCUCGGACGAGUGCAUCCCCUGGGAGCUGUGGACCAUCAAGGUGAACGUGGUGAACCUGGCUAACGAGCAGGAGCGGCAGAUCUGCCGGGAGAAGGUGGGCGAGAAGCUCUGCGAGAAGAUCAUCAACAUCGUGGAGGUGAUGAACCGCCAUGAGUACCUGCCCAAGAUGCCCACCCAGUCGGAGGUGGACAACGUCUUCGACACCAGCCUGAAGGACGUGCAGCCCUACCUGUACAAGAUCUCCUACCAGAUCACGGACUCCCUGGGCACCUCAGUCACCACCACCAUGCGCCGGCUCAUCAAGGACACACUGGCUCUGUAGGGCCGGGUGCCACCGAGGCAGGUUCACCCCGCGUGGUGGCACAGCCCUGGCUCUUUGGGACAGCAUCUCGGCUUGGUUCCCUCCUCUCUGCCUCCAAAAAGCCUCUCUGGGGAGCUGGACUCGGCCUGGCCCUUAAUUGGGGGUUGCUGCUGUUUUGGUUUGCACUGUGGGGUGCUCACCCGGCUCGGAGAACCGGCUCGGCGGCUCCCAGGUUGGCAGAGGGGUGGUGAGUCCUCGGGGCAGGAGCUGCUGGUCAGCCCAUGAGGCACUGGCACCAGCUUGGCGCAGGGCUGGUGGCCCAGCAGAGUGACGCUGGGGACCAGCACAGAGGGGAACGUGGUAGCCGAACACCGCCUGGCCCUGCUGGUGGCCGCUCUCCAACUCUGCACAACACUGCCAGCGUCAGCCUUGUCCCUUGUCACCGUGUGUCCCCCCCCGGGCGGCACCCCCAUCUCUGGGACUGAGCCCCGCUUCCCUGCGGGGCGCAGAGGGGAGCUCUCUGCCUCCUCUGGGGCGAAAAAUAAAGUGUUUCUGCAUUCA